Molecule: messenger RNA, 1241 nt
Organism: Hypomesus transpacificus
Lineage: Eukaryota; Metazoa; Chordata; Actinopteri; Osmeriformes; Osmeridae
Product: four and a half LIM domains protein 3-like
Biological process (GO): actin cytoskeleton organization
Cellular component (GO): stress fiber; nucleus; Z disc
Molecular function (GO): actin binding; transcription coregulator activity
Source: RefSeq, a predicted model, not a curated record
CUCUCUCUCUCUCUUUCCCAAUAUCGGGGCGGGAUCUUGUGACUCACUAGCAACUUCCGAGGCAGAGUUGGACAAAAGUAACCGGUAGAUCGCGUCGCUCUUCGUCAGUCACUCACCGAGUUUGACUACGGUGAACACGGAACACUAAAGUUGUGCCUCCGGCGCUGAAUUAGAGACGUGGGGACCGGCUGCAAUCUACAUCCCUCUAAUGUCGAGCGACAGAGACCGAGAGGUGGCGGGGUUCGACUGUCAGGUUGCAAAGGUGAAUUCAACUGCAGAUAUAACUUCUGGACUGGAGCAGGUCACCAUGAGCGAUCGCUUCGACUGUGGGAACUGCAAGGAGUCUCUUUACGGGCGCAAGUACAUCCAGACAGACGAUCAGCCCUACUGCAUCCCCUGCUACGACUCGCUGUUCGCCAACACCUGCGACGAGUGCAAGGAGCUCAUCGCCCACGACGCCAGGGAGCUGUUCUACGAGGACAGACACUACCAUGAACACUGUUUCCGGUGUUUCCGAUGCGAACGCUCGCUAGCAGACGAACCCUUCACCAGCCAGGAGGAGGCGCUGCUGUGCAACGACUGCUACUGCAACGAGUUCUCCUCCAAAUGCGUGGCCUGCGACAAGAACGUCAUGCCAGGCUCCAGGAAGCUGGAGUAUGGGGGCUCUACAUGGCACGAGGCGUGCUUCGUGUGCCAUAGCUGUGAGCAGCCAAUCGGCUCCAAGUCUUUCAUCCCGGACAAGGAUGAGCACUACUGUGUGGCCUGCUAUGAGGACAAGCUGGCUCCACGCUGCACGCGCUGCAAACAGACCCUGGUUAAAGGCGGGGUGACCUACCGGGACGAGCCAUGGCACCGGGAGUGUUUUGUGUGUGCGGGCUGCCAGGUGCAGCUGGCCGGGCAGCACUUCACCUCCCGGGACGACAGCCCCUACUGCCUGCAGUGCUUCAGUAGCCUCUACGCCAAGAAGUGUGAGGCCUGCGCUAAGCCAAUCACUGCUGCCCUCUGGCUGCAGGGUUUGGCGGGGGGAAAGUACAUCUCGUUUGAAGAGCGACAGUGGCACCAGGCCUGCUUCCACUGCUCCCUCUGCCACGGGUCCCUGGUUGGGGCUGGAUUCUUCCCCGACGGAGACAAGAUCCUCUGCCGAGACUGCAACAGUCUAUAGACGCCCCCUGUCUCCUCCCUGUCUCCUUCCUGUCUCCUCCCUAUCUCCUCCCUGUCUCACCCCUGUCUCCCCUCUGUCU